This is a messenger RNA of Eimeria mitis, 5424 nucleotides long. RefSeq names its product Ulp1 protease family, C-terminal catalytic domain-containing protein, related. The record is from RefSeq and is a predicted model, not a curated record. The coding region runs from base 1 to 5424 and encodes 1807 amino acids. Lineage: Eukaryota; Apicomplexa; Conoidasida; Eucoccidiorida; Eimeriidae. Gene Ontology annotation, molecular function: cysteine-type peptidase activity. The transcript is spliced from 8 exons. Gene Ontology annotation, biological process: proteolysis.
AUGAGAGCGCCGCAGGCUCCUCGCGCUGUGCCUUUGGUGGGGAACCUCUCUGGGGCCCCCACCGGGGGCCUGAGUGGUUCGGGGGCCCCCCUGGGGGCCCUUGGGGGGGCCCUAGGGGGGCCCCUCGCGGGGGCCCCCCCGCCCCUCAGCCGCUCUGUAGGGACACUGGGUACUGGGUCGUGGAUGAGGUUUGCGCUGCAGCGGACGUCGGCGCUGCUGGCGAGCGAGAAGGAGAAGCAGGGCCCCCAGAGGCAGAAAGAGACAGAGUCUCCUGCUGCUGCUGCUGCUGCUGCUGCUACUCCUGCUGCUGCUGCUGCUGCUGCGCCUGCUGCUGCUGAGGCACAAACUCGGCAACGCGAAAGCGAAGAGCUGGAGAGUGGUAGGCAGCGGCCAUCCGCGCUGCAGGAAGAACAGCAGCAGCAGCAGCAGCAGCAGCAGCAGCAGCAGCAUGCAACACAAGACGAUGAGGAGGAGCAGCAGGAGGAGGAAGAGCAGCAGCAGCAGCAGCAGCAGCAGCAGGGUAAGACUAAGUCGCGGCGCAGCAAAAGGGCCCCCUCAGGGUCUGACCCUUCUGCAGCAAAGAGGCGGAGAGCAGCAGCAGCUGCUGGGGGCCCCCAACCCUCGGGGAGAGAGGGGGGCCCCCAGGGGCCCCCCAGCCUCUCUAUUGACGAGGCAGAAGGAGAGGAGAGCAGGAAGGGUACGAAGGAGACAGAGGGGCCCCCAGCUAGAGCGAAGAAGCAGACACAGAAACAAAGAAGAACAGCAGCAGCAGCAGCAGCAGCAACAGCAGCAGCAGCAGAAGAGGAAGCAGCUGCAGCAGAAGCAACAGACACAGCUGCAGCAACAGAGUCUGCUCUCCCCUCUGAACAAGAUGUAGAUAACGACAAGCAGAAGCAGCAACAGCAGCAGCAGCAGCAGCAAAAACAGCAGCAGCAGGAGAGACGUGGGUCUUCUGCUGCUGCGGGGGGGGCCCCCAACACCCCUGGGGGCCCCCUCAGCGCGCAGCUGCAUGCGGAAGCAGCAGCAGCAGCAGAGGAAGCAGCAGAUGAGAGGGGGCCCCCCGCUGAAGACGAAAGGGCCCCCUCACCGCCACCCCCAAGGCACAAGGGACUGAAGCAGCAGCAGCAAAAGCAGCAGCAGCAGCAGCAGAAGCAGCAGCAGCAGCAGCAGCAAAAGCAACAGCAGCAGCAGCAGCAGCAGCAGAGAGAUGGCAAACGAGCAUCAAAGGAGACAGCUGAAAGCUUCUCCUUUGUUGUAGGUCUCAUAGGGGGCCUCGCUGUGCCGGCCUCUGCUGCUGCUGCUGCUGCUGCUGCUUCUGCUUCGCCUAGCAGCAAGCAGCAGCAGCAGCAACAAAAGCAGCAGCAGCAGCAGGAAGAACACGAGCAGCAAACUGAGAGGCGCAGAAGACACCACAAGGGCCCCCGAAGACGUAUGACUGAAUUUGCUGCAGCAGCAGCAGCAGCAGCAGCAGAGGGGCCCCCAGAGGAGACCCAGGGGCCCCCCGACGCCGGCAGCAGUCCCCAUAGCGACAGCAGCAGCAGCACAAGGCCCCACCGCCACCUGCAGCAGCAACAGCAGCAGCAGCAACAGCAGCAGCAGCAGCAGCAGGAGAAAGAGAAGGCCCGCAAGAGACACAAAGACCGCCGCCGCCACCACCGUUCAGCAGAAACCACCUCAGCUCAAGGGGGCCCCUCGGGGGCCCCCCGAGGGGCCCCCAUGGACGAGGGGGGCCCCCCAGGGGCCCCCAUGGAUGAGGGGGGCCCCUUCGAGGAGUCCCCGGGGGCCCCGGGGGCCCCGGGGGCCCCACAGGGUUCAGUAAAGGAGAGUGUGAAGGCCCGCAGACGAGGGGGCCCCCCCGCAAUGUCAGUAGGGGUUCAGGCGGGGCCCCCCGGGUCUGCUUGCUUCUCUACUGUAUGGGCCCUUGAUCUGCAUGCUGCUUCUUUGCUGCAGCAGCAGCAGGAGCAGCAGCAGCUGAGACGAUUGAUAGGAGAGCAGGAGAAAGUGGGGGCCCCCCCUGCUGCUGCUGCUGCUGCUGCUGAGUCUGAACCUCCUGCUGAGGGGGGCCCCCCACAGCGAACUGCAGCAGACACAAGAGGACCCACCCGCCUGCAGCAGCACACCCCUCCCGCUGCUGCAGCAGCAGCAGCAGCAGCUGCUGCUGCUGCUGCUACUGCUGCGUGGAUACCGAAGCCGCUGUAUUCAGAUAGUUCUUCUGAUGAGGAGGCCCUCCAUAGGGGGCCCCCAAGGGGGGCACAGGGGGCCCCCCUGCUGCAGCCUCGUUAUCUUUCCUUCGGCAACAGCGCCAGCUGUACCCUCUUCCCCUCUCCUGCAGCAGCAACAGCAGCAGCAACAGCAGCAGCAACAGCUCCUGCUGCAGCAGCUGCGUCCGAGUGGAGGGGCCCUACAGGAGGUUUUGCAGGGGCCCCUUCCCUGAAUCCCUCCCUGCCUGGGGGCCCCCUCGGGGGCCCCCUCGGGGGCCCCCAGGGGGGCCCCCAGGGGGGCCCCCCUGCAGCAGCACAAACUUCCCCUCCCCCUCUACCCAGCGCAGACAUCCCUGCUAGGCAGCCGCCUCUGCUGCCGAUGAGCCCUCAAGCGCCGGAAGCAGCAGCAGCAACUGCAGCACCAACAGCAACAGCAGCAGCAGCAGCAGCAGCAGCAACAGGGUAUGGAGCAGCAGCUGCUGCAGCCAACCUCCGUCGCCGCCACCCCCGCAGCAGCGCACCCCCCGCUUUGUGUGUCUAUGGGGGGCCCCGGGGGGCCCCCCGAUACCCCUUCAGCAGCAGCAGCGACUCGGAUGGGGCCCCCACAGAGAAGCCUUCAGUUCCACCGAGCAGCAGCAGCAGUAGCAGCAGCAGUAGCAACACCAAUAGGGCCAGCAGCAGCAGCAGCAACAGCAGCAACAGCAGCAGCAGCAGCAGCAGCACUGGCAGCAGUCCGAGUACCAGCAGCAGGAGAGCAGCAAACGAAAAAGAAUCUGUACCCCCAGCCCCCUUGGGGGCCCCCGAGACACCGCCGAGGCCGGGGGCCCCCCGGGGGCCCCCAGGGGCCCCUCCAGGGUUAUCGGAAGAUACACAGAUGCGGCACAGUACUGACGCUGCAGCAGCAGCAGCGGCAGAAGCAGCAGCAGCAGCUGCAGCAGCUGCUGCUGCUGCAGAAGCAGCAGCAGAUGCUGCCACGCCGCUGCUGCUCGAAGCGCCCAGCAUAUCCGCUGGGUGGGGCCCCACAGAGCAGCAGCUGAGGGGAAGGAGACAGCAGCAGCUGCUGCAGCAGCAGCAAGAACAGCAGCAGCAAGAACAGCAGCAGCAAGAGAUGCAGCAGCAGCAAGAGCAGCAGCAGCAAGCGCUGCAGCAGCAGCAAGAACAGCUACUAGAGCAGGAGAUAGACGCGCACCGGGAACUGCAGCAAGAACCACCUCAGCAGCUGCAGCAGCUUGAGCAGCAGCAGCAGCAGGAAGUGCAUCAAGAAGAGCAGCAGCAGCAGCAGCUGGCGGAGCAGCAGCAGCAGGAACAGCAGCAGGAGCAGCAGCAGAAGCAGCCGCUGAGUGAGCAGACGGAAGGGCAGCAAACGCAGCUUAAGCUGCAACACCAAGUGCAGCAGCAACAGCAGCAGCAGCAGCAGCAGCACGACGAUUCUGACGUGCAGCAGCAGCUGCUGCUGCUGCUGGGGUGCUGGACUUGUCUCCUUUUCCUCCUCUGCUCUCGCCAGGUAGACAGCUCAGGGGGCCCCUCCGCAGACAGGGUACACGAGGGGGGCCCCCCCACCGACAGGGUACAGCAGGGGGGGGCCCCUGCAGUAUCUCCCCUUAUGGAGCAGCAACAGCAGGCAGCAGCUCUUAUUGAGACGAAUGAGGAGAUGGGGGGGCCCCCGGGGGCCCCAGCAGAAACAGAGAAGCCUUCACAGGGUACAGAGGGGCCCCCAAAGGAUGAACAUGAUACUGGGGGCCCUUCACCAGUAGAGGGUACAGAGGGGCCCCCAGCAGAAGUAGAGGGUACAGGGGGGCCCCUUGCACAAGUAGAGGGUACAGGGGGGCCCCCAGCGCAGGUAGAGAGUAUAGAAGGGCCCCCAGCAGAAGCGGAGGGUACGGGGGGCCCCCCAGCUCAAGAAGAGGGUACGGAGGGGCCCUCAUCAGAAGUAGAGGGUACAGAGGGGCCCCCAGCUGAAGCAGAGGGUACGGGGGGCCCCCCUACAGCUACAGAGGAGGGUACAGAGGGGCCCCUCAUGUUUGUACAGGGUACUGGGGGGCCCCCUGAGGCAGCAGCUGGUGAGUGGGAGGGGGAGGAGAUCGAAGGAGAAGAGAUCGUCUUGUCUGAGGAGGGUACACCUGGGGGGCCCCCGGGGGGCCCCCCAGGGGGCCCCCCGCUUCUUCUGGGUAGCGGCGGCAGCGGCUCGCCUGUGGUUGUCUCCUUAUAUGAUUCAGAAGGAGAGACAGCAAGCAGAGACACGUCCCCAACACCCCUUGCGCGCCAGCAGCAGCAGCAGCAGCAGCAGCAGCAGCAGCAGCAGCAACUGCAGCAGCAGCAUGAAGCAGCAACAGAAGUAGCAGAAACGGACGAAAAUCUCCCGCAGCAGCAGCAGCAGCAGCAGCAGCAGCAAGAGCAGCAGCAGCAGCAGCAGUUGCUGCCUUGUGUAGAUAGAGACCUGAAGGGAGAGAAGACGUCUCCUCUCUCGAGCUCCAAGGCCGCAGCACCAGCAGCAGCAGCAGCAGCAGCAGCAGCAGCAGCCCCAGCAGCAGCAGCAGCAGCACCAGCAGCAGCAGCAGCAGCAGCAGCAGCAGGAAGCAGCCCCUCUGCUUUCUGGUUUCGGAGCCUGGGGGAGCUGAAGCUAGAACAACACAAAACCCCACCAGAGCCGCGCGUCUCUCGCUGCGGUGUAUUGACAGCUGAUGAGAUAGAAUUAGCUUAUAAGUUGAUGGGGGCCCCCCAGAAGGAGGGGGCCCCUGAGGAGGGGGCCCCCAUAGAGGGGGCCCCCGGGGGGCCCCUCCCCAAGCCCCGCUACGGCAUACGCCUCACCCUCGCGUCGCUCCGCAGCGUCGGCUGCGGGGGUUUGUUCGACGACGAAGCCAUAAACCUCUACUUUUCUCUGUUGCAGGAGAGAAACAACCGAGCUCUCAAAUGCGGGGAAAGGGUACCGAGGUGUCUGCUGCUGCCCUCGCAUUUCUACAGCUCUCUCUCUUCAUACGGUUUCGCUGCUGUGAGGCGGUGGACGUUGCGGGGCGCCAUCGAUAUCUUCUCCUUCGACUUGCUGCUGCUGCCUGUGCAUGUCCCUCAGGGGGCACCAUGGGGGGGAACCCUUGGGAUCCACGUAGCAGCAGCAGCAGCAAAAACAACAACAACACCAACAGCAGCGACAGCAGCAGCAGCAACAGCAGCAGCAACAACAGCAGCAACAGCAGCAGCAGCAGCAGCAGCAAGUGCUGCAGCAUGA